AUGGAAGACAAUACUGCAGCUAGGAAGUUUUCUGUACCUGAGACGACUCUCAGAGAUCGUGCUAGGGGUAGGAUCCAUCCAGAAACUCUUAAAUCAGGGACUGAACCAAUUCUUAGUUUAGGAGAGGAGUCUAGACUUGUUGAACAUCUAAAGUUCAUGAGUAGUGUGGGGUACGGAUACACCAGGUUGGAGGUCACUACACUGGCAUCUCAGUAUGCUGUUCAACUGGGAAAACGAAAUAGAGAUGAUCCCUUUUCUCUCCUUUGGUAUUAUGAAUUUAUGAAGCGAUGGCCUUCUCUCAAGCUGGACAAGCCACACCCUCUCGAAGUUUUCAGAGCAAAGGCGACAUCGCAGGAAGCAGUUUCCAAAUAUUUCGUCAAACUUCGGGCCGUGCCAGAGAAAUCAUCAACAACAACUUUAAUUGGUUGUGGGAAGGCUCUCGGACAACAAAUCCCUCCUUACUUCGUACUUAAGGGACAGCGUCUGCGUUUGGAUAUUCUAUCUGGAUGUACCCCAGGUACCAAUGCCACAACUAGUGAUUCAGGGUGGUCAACUAUGGAAAUAUGUUCCACUUAUUUGAAUGAUCACUUCCUGAAAUACGCUCAGAGGUCAGAUCUGUCACAGCCGAUUCUCCUUCUUUACGACGGGUACUGCUCUCAUGUUUCUCUCCCCAUCAUUGACUGGGCCAUAUCUCAGAACAUUUUCCUGAUGGAAAACCGUGAAGCCGACGACUCACUUUUUAGACAGAAGGAAGACGCUCUGCACAAAAUCAAGUCUGCAGCAGCACUGAAGCGGAAAGUCCUCAACUCUAUCGUCAAUGGUAAAGCCAUCACAGAAGAAAAUACAGUCUUCAAAAUUCAAGAACACACUCAGAAACACCCUGUCAAGAAGAGGAAGCAACAGCCUGCACAGAAGAAAAAAGUAUCACAAGUUCGUUCAACUCUCUCUGCCAAACCAAGCACGUCUGGAUUGUCUCAUGUACGAGAGGUUGUCGCAAGUGACAGCGGUACAGACACGGACAAUGAGGGUGAUGACGAA
Molecule: messenger RNA, 1038 nt
Organism: Haliotis rubra (blacklip abalone)
Lineage: Eukaryota; Metazoa; Mollusca; Gastropoda; Lepetellida; Haliotidae
Exons: 3
Molecular function (GO): nucleic acid binding
Source: RefSeq, a predicted model, not a curated record